Messenger RNA from Trematosphaeria pertusa, 3877 nucleotides. RefSeq lists its product as uncharacterized. Bases 344 to 3640 code for a protein of 1098 amino acids. Gene Ontology annotation, molecular function: ATP binding; ATP hydrolysis activity; ABC-type transporter activity. Gene Ontology annotation, cellular component: membrane. The transcript is spliced from 3 exons. NCBI's taxonomy places the organism in Eukaryota, Fungi, Ascomycota, Dothideomycetes, Pleosporales, Trematosphaeriaceae. The record is from RefSeq and is a predicted model, not a curated record.
CUACAUUUCGCGGUCACGCGAGGUAUCGAUGAUGGAGUGCCUGCCAGAUGCGUGCUAGGCCUCGGUCCAUCGGUCUGCGCCUCCCGAGCGUCUCUUGGCAAGGCGGCAUCCCAUCCUCCACCAGCCCCCGCAAAUCAACAUGCUCAUACGAUAGCAGUCCGCAUCUGGCCACGCUCACUGAACUUCCGCUCCUUAUCACAUCGCCUCCAUCAUCCGCGAGCUCGAAGCUCCUGCGCCGCCGCUUUCCCGUCCGUCUCUCCUCGCGCGGCAUCUCCAAGGCAGCAGUCUGCGCAUCGGAGCUAGGUGAAGCUUGCUGUACCGCGCCGCUGAGCGAAGCGGCGAUAUGCGACGCACCCCAUGGACCGCCACGCUGCUGGUCUCGUUGGCUCUCGCGGGACCCUCAGGAGCCCAGAAGACGUUCGGCAAUUAUUCCGCCGCCGAACUGCCCCAAGACCUCUUCUCGAUAUACGGCGAUAGGCCCGACGGAUGCCCGCCAUGCUUCAACUGCAACCUGGACGACUUCCAGUGCCACCAGUUCGCCAAAUGUAUAAAAGGGAACGGGAAGUGUGACUGUACGCCCGGGUUCGGCGGCGAGGACUGUUCGACGCCGCUCUGUGGCUCCCUCCCCGAUGGCAACAGGAACCGGGCACCCAGAGAAGGAGACAGAUGCGACUGCAAAGAGGGUUGGACGGGCAUCAACUGCAAUGUGUGCCAGAACAACGACGCAUGCAAUGCUAUGAUGCCAGAAGGAGAAGGCGGAGUGUGCUACACAAAUGGGCAACUGGUCAACGAAAACUACCAGAUGUGCGACAUCACGAAUAAGAAGAUCCUCGACCAGCUGAAGGACAAGAAGCCACAGGCGACCUUCUCCUGUAACAGGGAGGCCGAAGAAUGCAACUUCCAAUUCUGGGUUGAGCGACAAGAAUCAUUCUAUUGCGCCCUCGACACGUGCACCGCGAGCUGGACCGCCGAAAGCGAUCGCAACAUCACCGAAUACAAGUGCCAAAACAUCAAGUGCGCGUGCGUACCAGGAAGGAUGCUCUGCGGGGAGUCAGGAUCCGUCGAUAUCGGCGAGUUCUUGAAAGAGAUGAUCAAGGGCCCAGGUGAAUUUCGGACCGUCUCUACCCUUGAUGGCAGGGACAGCGGUUCUAUCUUCUCCGAGCCGGCCAUGAAUGACCUCAUCUCCUCCAUCUUUGGCGACGAGAGCAUCUUCCUUAAAUGCAACGCAGGAGAAUGUCUUUAUGAGACCGAGGUUCCUGGCUACGAGAGGCCUAUCAAGACGAUAAAUACUCCUUUGAUCGCUGGUGUUAUCGCGGGCUGCGCACUGUUCGUUGUUGCAGUCAUCCUUGCCAUCUGGUACCUUGCUCGUCGAGCGGAAAGGAGACGGUGGGGUCCGAUCCACCUCUCCGAUGACGAGGAAGAUGAAAACGCGAAGCUGCUGGCCGAUCAUAAGCCUGCUUCCUUGGCAUUUGAGAAUGUGUCGUAUCAACUCAACGGCAAGCAGAUUCUUGCUGGCAUCUCUGGUGCUGUUCAUCCUGGAGAGCUGUUGGCCAUCAUGGGUGCGUCCGGAGCCGGCAAGACCACGUUCCUGGACAUACUAGCCCGCAAGAAUAAGAUCGGCAUCACCGGCGGCGAGUUAUAUCUCAACGGAGAGAGAGUUCGUGAUGACGAGUUCCGAAGCGUCAUCGGAUUUGUCGACCAAGAGGACACCAUGCUGCCGACCUUGACGGUCCAUGAGACAAUCCUAGACUCAGCUUUGCUGCGACUUCCCAAGGAGAUGAGUCGCGCUUCGAAGGAGCAGCGGGUCGAAGAUGUGGAGCGGCAGCUCGGCAUUCAUGCUAUUCGACAUCAGAAGAUUGGCUCAGAAGAGGGCGGCCGUGGUAUUUCCGGCGGAGAGAAGCGCCGCGUAGGGAUCGCAUGUGAGCUAGUGACGUCUCCCAGCAUUCUGUUCCUCGAUGAACCUACCAGCGGACUGGAUGCUUUCAACGCAUUCAACGUAGUAGAAUGUCUUGUCACUCUUGUGAAGAACUACAACAGGACCGUGGUCUUCACAAUCCAUCAGCCGAGGUCCAACAUCGUUGCUCUCUUCGACCAGCUCAUCCUUCUCGCGAAAGGUCGGACGGUUUAUUCUGGACCCUUCGAAAGCUGCCAGGCAUAUUUCGACCACAUCGGCUACAGCUGCCCACCCGGUUUCAAUAUUGCCGACUACCUAGUGGACCUCACGAUGCACGCCAGCACCGCUAGCCGACUCACAGAGGAGGACAGUUCUCUUUUCACGAGAGAUGGCUUAGGGACUAGAGCAAGCAGCGCGAUCGCGGUCAAGUCAAUUCCGAGCGUGAACAAUGAUCAUGACACCGCCGGCAGCCCGAGCAUUUCAAGCAUUCGGCCGAAGAAUAAGCGAAGGACCUCUAUCCGGCAGCAACAAGAGCGUGAACUCUUCACGAGGAAGAAGAGCUCGGCUCCCGCAGAUGGUACGGUGUCCCCAAAAACUGAUGAUGGCGAAAUCCCGUAUGAGCGUCGGGAGGGUACUACCGCUCAGUGGCUGAAACUUACUCGUCAACAAGGUGCACCACCUCCACAGAUCCUGGAUGAUCCAGAUGAGCUUCCGCCUCCAGCGGACGGCGGCACCGGAACCAGCCUGGACACCCUUGUAAACGCAUACGCGACCUCCGACAUUGCGGGUGCUCUUCAUGAGGACAUCGCUAGCGCCAUAGCCAGAGCAAACGAAGCCAACGGUUAUAAUAACACCAAUGAGCAGCCGAACGGAUUUGUAGCAGCUGGCAAGGUGAAGGGCUUUCGAAAGGUUGGCUUGAUUGGUCAGUUCAUCAUUCUCUCGAAGCGUACCUGGCGCAACCUCUAUCGCAAUCCGAUGCUCAUGCUCACCCACUACGCCAUUGCCAUCAUCCUCGCGGUCUUCCUCGGGUUCCUAUUCUUCGGUCUCACCGACGAUAUCAAGGGUUUUCAGAACCGCCUCGGCCUCUUCUUCUUCGUGCUGGCUCUCUUUGGCUUUAGCACUUUGACUGUUCUCACUGUCUUCGCCCCUGAACGCCUUCUCUUCACGCGGGAACGUGCGAAAGGCUACUAUUCGCCUCUAUCAUAUUUUGCCGCGAAGGUUCUCUUCGAUAUCGUACCAUUACGACUAAUCCCGCCCAUCAUCCUCGGCAUCAUCGUAUAUCCGAUGACCGGUCUCAUCCCGGCAUGGCCCGAAUUUCUCAAGUUCGUCCUCUUCCUGGUUCUCUUCAACCUUGCGGCCGCCGCGAUCUGCUUGUUCAUUGGCAUUGUUUUCCGCAAUGGGGGAGUCGCGAAUUUGAUUGGCGUUCUUGUGAUGCUGUUCAGCUUGUUGUUCUCAGGCUUCUUCCUGAAUAAGGAGAGUAUCCCUGCGGCAGCGAAGUGGUUGCAAACUCUAUCCAUCUUCCAUUACGCGUUCGAAGGCCUCAUCGUCAACGAAGUCAAGUACCUCUCCUUGGUGGACCACAAGUAUGGCCUCGACAUCGAAGUCCCUGGUUCAGCCAUUCUCAGCUCCUUCGGCUUCAACACCAUGGCGCUAUGGCGCGACUGUAUUGGCCUUGCCGUCUUCGGAGGCGCAUUUGUCAUCCUGGCAUACCUUGCCAUGCACUUGCUGCUGGUGGAGAAGCGAUAGUUGUGCAGUCUUCCUUUUCUCGCCCGCGGAGCAUUCGCGGGCUGUGUAAACAUAGCGCUCGGAAGGAUCGUGUUCCGGGCAAUUUUCUUAGCAUUUUGUCUUUUUUUGGUUGGUUGUCCUGUUGUGUUGUCGGGCGCAUACGAUGGCGUUGCAUAUUGUAGAUGGCGUUUGCGGCGGUCUUGCGACCGAGACUAGUAUAUACAUGAAUGUGGAGAUGGUAUCCUACCAGUAUCUCGG